Molecule: messenger RNA, 120 nt
Organism: Entrophospora sp. SA101
Lineage: Eukaryota; Fungi; Glomeromycota; Glomeromycetes; Entrophosporales; Entrophosporaceae
Source: the annotation of a GenBank genome assembly
AUGGCAUUUAUUUUCUGUAGCUCAGUCUUAUGUGCACUGUUUGAAAAAAUCAAUGUUCUUUUGUAUCUUCCCUCACUUUCAAGGGAAAGGAUCAUUUGGGACACCAAAUCUGGAGGAUGA